AUGUCCGAAAUAGCGAUCUCGGCGACCAGAUAUAAGCAUGUUGUAGACCUAUUGAAUGAUAAGAUACGGACUGGUGCGGACGAACCACUGCAUAAACUGAUAGGCGAUAUGACAGCUACGUUCCCAACAUAUCCGGAUCUCAAAGGAAAAGUAGCCUUGAUUACCGGCAUAGGUCAAGUCGGCAUCCCGGACUCAUCGACAUGGGGCAAUGGCGCGGCCACAGCUCGCGUACUGAGCUACAAUGGAGUGAGAAUAUUCGGCUGCGAUCUCCACCUUGAAGCAGCGGAGUACACAAGACAACGACUCCUGAAGGACAAUCCGGCUGCCGAGGUAGAAGUUACGACGACAGAUGUGACGGCUACUAAGGAUGUCGAGCGUCUGAUACAGGUGGUAGUCGAGAAAUAUGGCCAAAUCGACAUCCUCAUCAACAACGUCGGGAUGACUGCUCCUGGUGACCCUGGCAGUAUGGAGGAAGGUGCCUGGAUGAAGCAGAUCGAUCUCAAUCUUAACAGUGUCUACCGCAUGUGUCAUGCCGUUCUUCCCAUCAUGGAGAAGCAGGGCGGUGGCAUGGUGAUCAAUAAUGCCUCGAUAACCGCACUACGAUUCAUCGGAAAGCCCCAGAUUGCAUACGCAAGUGCAAAGGCAGCAGUAAUCCAAUACACGAAAGCGUCUGGCGUAAUGUACGCCAAACGAGGGAUACGCUUCAAUUGCGUCGUGCCAGGCCUGAUGUUCACACCACUGGUCGAGAACCUAGGACAGAGCAACAGAUCAGAGGAUCAAGAAGUAUAUCGGAAGAUCACAGAGCACAACGUUCCCAUGGGCAAGAUGGGCGAAUCCAUUGAUGUCGCUAAUGCCGCAGUGUUCUUGUGUAGUGAUGCAGCGAAGUACAUCACCUCGCAUGCUCUAGUUGUGGAUGGUGGGAUCACUGCUUCCACGGGCACUGGAGGCUAG
Recurvomyces mirabilis is the source of this 951-nucleotide messenger RNA. RefSeq lists its product as uncharacterized. The record is from RefSeq and is a predicted model, not a curated record. Bases 1 to 951 code for a protein of 316 amino acids. The transcript is spliced from 2 exons. NCBI's taxonomy places the organism in Eukaryota, Fungi, Ascomycota, Dothideomycetes, Mycosphaerellales, Teratosphaeriaceae.